AUGGUUGUACUGUGGCGAUUCGAAGAUCCGCCGGCGAUAGUAACUUCAUUCAUAACAACGGUAACUUUUUUUCUGUGAUUUCCAGGAUGCGAAAGAUCGUAGCUUUUUGUAUAUUCUUAUUGAAAAGGCAAGAUUUUUUUGUUGGAUAAAAAUUGUUUUAGAAAAGAAUCUACCGUCCCUAGGAAGUAAUUUAACUCCUUCAUGACGAGUUAAUUAUUUACAAAGUCGUUUUUUGUUCAGAGUGGCUGAAAAAAAUGCUAAAAAAAUAAUUAAAAAGUUCAGAUAAUUUAUGCAAGCUACUUGGCCUUACUUGGUCAAUUUGCGAUUGUCGGUCCGCCAGACCUGAGCCCAUAUUCGCCGGAAGCCCAAGCCUACCUGGACACGUUGCAUGGAGACCAGCCUCUUGACGAAUACACAUUCAUGCAUCUAUUGUUCCGUCGUCAGGGGCAACAAACUAUACGGUAAACGUGAAUUGUGAGGAUUUGCGACAGGAUUAAGACGUCCGGAACCGUUAAUGCUCGUAAAGCCGCUUUUGGCUUUGUCCGCGCCCUGGAUGUUUUACUAAAUAGAGUUCAGUCAUACGCAUUUCCGCUUCUCACAAAAAAGCAAAAUUAAAUGAGCAGUUAGCUAAAAUCUUCGAAGGCUUGAGAAUAGCCUUGUUCCAUUUUGUACGAAAAACGAAAAAAGCAAAAAGUGGAAUCAAACUAGAAAUCAAAAUAAAUGCCAAUUUUUUUAUUUCACGUCAUUUCACACGAAUUUUGAAAUGUCAAUCUGAAAGCCCGACGAGCAAACUACCAGUUUUCAGAAGAACAAGAGCUAAACUCUGCAAUUAGUCUAUCUUACCGGACUUUGAUUUUUUUUUUCUUCGACUUUGAGAGGUCCUUAUUUGGAAGUUUUGAAAUUCUACGGAUUGAGUUUGUAUUUUUUUACAUUGAGAAUUUUUUAAGCUAAUUUGAUAGAUUGCAACUAUGAAUUACUACUUUUGGGGAAGCUGUAACUUCUGUAAUUUUUAUAUUCACAAGACCUCUGAAAAAUUCCAGUGUCUCUCUUUCACGUCAAAAUUAUCAGCACAAUGGCUAUAGUUCGAGUCAACUUCUUCUGUAAUCUUUCUGCUCAAAACGUCACAAAUUUGAUUAGAAAGCGCUGAUGUGCAAUCAAAGGGCAUUCGACCGAGUAGUGUGAUCAUUCGCUGUAGUGGCCGCGGAACGAAGAGCGCAAGAGAUAAUUUCUGGUCACUAAACUGACAAAAGUUUGCGCGGCAAACAUGACCAAACGAUGUUGCAGACAAACGUUGUGCGACAAAGACGGCAACUGUUAUGAAGUCGCCGACACGGUUCGUCGCGACGGGAACAAGUUGAACAUUUCCCCUUCUAUGGACGCGUGGCGUGCGCGUUCGCGGUUUAGGACACGAGUUCAAUUCAACCACCAGAAACUUAUUGGAAAGCUCGUUUUUCGAUAUUUGCAAUCCUUUUCGAAAUCAUUUUUGUUUUUUUCCCCAUUCUGCAUUCAAAAAUAGUGGGAAAGAUACCAAAAUACCGGUGACCGGGCUUUUCAAAUGUGGACGUUUGAAUUGAAGUCGUGCCAAGAACCGCGUACGCGCACGCUGUCUUUCAAGUCGGGAAGAAUUGACCUUAAAAAAAGCGGGAAAGAAAAUUUACAAGUUUGAACAAAAAAAUGAAGAUAUCUUGGAAUUACUCUCACACAAAAGAGAAGGCGUUUCCGGCCAAUAUCAAAGGGUUUGGAAGGUUUCAGUGCUAUAAAUUUCCCAGAUUUAUAUUUCAUUCGGGUCGCUCCAAGGCCUGUAUUAAGUUUGCCUGAAGGCCGUUUCAAGACAUUUUUGAGCUUCAGUGAAAGACUCGCUUUCCCCGUGGCCGUUUUUUUUCCUACUAAGUUGAUCAUUUCAUCUUCAGAAAUAGAUUUAGAAUUGAAAGCGCAAAAAUCGAGGUUGACAUCAUUCUACACUAGAAAAAAAAACCUUUUUAUUGAGUUUGUUUUUUCUUUUUUUCCUCAUCUUUGUUUAUUUGUUUUUUUUAACUAUUUUCCUUUCAUAGUAUUGUUCCUGAGCGACGGAUCCAGAAAAAAGAACCUGCCAAUGAUACAAGAAUUUCCGACCACGUGCUUCUAAAAAUACCAUUAGGUUAGAUAAUUUUUGAACAGUUUUUGGUCAUUUUUCAUCGCCGUUCCUAUCUUAUGUGAUCAGAAAACUGAUUUGGAUAAGUUGUUUUCAGCCAUGUCCCCAUCCAAAGCCAGAACCGACGAUUGGAUAGCGGAACCAGAAAUCUUGCCAGACGAGAGUUUUGCGUUAGAUGCAUUAUGUGAGAUUUCACUCCCAUUUUUCGAUCCAGAAAAUGAACUUUUUGCAGCUGAACUUUUUGCGUCAGGAGCCGUGUCUUUAAGCAAAUUCUCCAAGUUGCGAAUUCUGGUUAUUGGUGGGAUAAGUCUGCUUGAGAGAUUUCUCGGCGUUUAUUUUCCAAACGUAUGUUGAUUUCCUGAAUUAAAUGAGGUGGCUAAGCAUUUAGGUGAUAGUGACGAAAGUUAUCGCUGCUGAAGCUGUUGAAAAGCUAUCUGCAAAAUGGAUUUGGAAAGAUUUCAAAAAGAAUGGUUCCGAAAUAAUAGAUUCUUUGGACAAAUGCGGUCAGUGAACUUGAAUUUUUACUUGACCAGGAUGAAAAUAUUGUAAAGUUCUUUCAAUGAACUAUGUACUUUUUCAGGCACAAAAUACGAGCUCAUUGUAGUGGACAGUUUUACAAACUAUGAAAAAGUAGAAACCCUCCACAAAUUGCGCGACUCUUUGAAACAGGAAGGUUGACUAUUCAUUCCUUUUUUCCAGAAUAUUUUUUUGUAGGCACCUUUGUGGUGAACUUUUACGCUUCGAAAGAACAACAGUUUUUCGAGGUGAUUCUGUCCAAACUUUGUGAAAAGCUAUAAAAAUAAAUUCAAGAAGCUUUACGUUCUACAAGGAGUUUUCGAGCAUUGUUUUUUAUAUGACGUGAGAGGAAGAAAUAAUAAAGUGAGUCACUCUGAUUGAAUUGUUUGAAUAAACUGGAACAUACUUUUCCAAAUAAACUUCACUAUUUUUCAGAUGGUCGUCUGUCGAAACGAACCUUUUCCAGAAAACUACGCAAACUCUCAUCUCAAGGCACGAAACUAUCUUUUGGCGCUUUCCCAAACGAAAAGAGUCCCAAAAUUCAAUUUUCAAAUGAUUCACGGCUGA
Molecule: messenger RNA, 3214 nt
Organism: Caenorhabditis auriculariae
Lineage: Eukaryota; Metazoa; Nematoda; Chromadorea; Rhabditida; Rhabditidae
Source: the annotation of a GenBank genome assembly